Molecule: messenger RNA, 1453 nt
Organism: Pomacea canaliculata
Lineage: Eukaryota; Metazoa; Mollusca; Gastropoda; Architaenioglossa; Ampullariidae
Product: multiple epidermal growth factor-like domains protein 6
Exons: 6
Coding region: 213-1220 (335 amino acids)
Molecular function (GO): scavenger receptor activity
Source: RefSeq, a predicted model, not a curated record
CGUAGUAAAGAUGAUGUAGCGUGUGUUGGAGACGAAAGAAAACGCUGCUGUUAAUAACAGCUCAUCUCCGGCACUUCAUCCCUCAUUGGCAACACCACUUUGACCCACGCUGCUCCCUUUUGUUGUGCUUUUGUCCGAGAAGAGCAGCGCUCAGGCCUAGGAACUGUCAACGAGCACCAACGGUCUGAGAGAGCGGCUGCAGGAGCCUGGUGAUGGUUGCCAUGCAGUCCUAUCUUCACCUCACGCGACCUGCACUGGUCAUAGUGAGCUUCUCUGUCUGCCUUACGAGUGCAGUACAGGUACAGUGUGGUAAUGGGACAUUUAUGGACGACAACCUGUGUCGCCCAUGCGGCUUCUGCUUGGGAGAGACAGAUGGUACAACCGAGGCCUGUGACCCCAGCACCGGCGCAUGCGCACAUGGCUGUGUCCAGGGCUACACGGAGCCGUUGUGUCUGAACAAAUGCGGUGCUUGUAUUGGUGGAAAUGACCAGUGCGCCAAUGGAGUCUGCACUGUCGGGUGUGAGCAGGGGUUCACGGGGCCGUCCUGCAACAUUCCCUGUACAGCCGGAACAUUUGGGGAAAACUGCGAGCAAGCGUGUGGACACUGUGAAGGUGGCAACACCACGUGCGACACUAUAGUAGGAGCGUGCAAAGAAGGUUGCGAGGAUGGGUGGUCAGGACUGUUCUGCAACAUCCAGUGUCCCAACGGCCGGUGGGGCCCGAACUGCGACAAGAAGUGCGGCAACUGCGACAGGAUGGAUAACUGCAACAAGGCAACCGGUGGAUGUAAGGGACAGUGCAAGAAGGGAUGGAGGAACUUUGACUGCACUGAGCCGUGUCCUCGAGGCUACCACGGCAAGAACUGUCUCAUCAAGUGCAAAGGCUGCAAGAAAGGCUGCACGUGCCACCCGGUCACCGGUGUGUGCGAGACCGAGUGCAGAAGACCUGGAUUUGACAACAUGGGGGUAGAGGCCAUCGACGACAGACCAGCGGCGUUUGCUGCGUCAGAGAUCAUAUGGUCAGAUGGCAAGUCUCACGAGAGGACAGCGACACCGAGAAUGCUAGAGACGCCACCCUCAUCAUCAGCCUCUCGCUCUCGUCCUGGCAGUUGCAGCUGUGGUUGGCGUCUUCAUCACAAAAAAGUGACUUCUAAACGUCUAAAGCCCUUCCCUCAUCUCCUCUUCCUUUAUCACUUCGUCAUCUGUAUUAUUAUUAGUUAGUGUUGUUGUUGUUGUUGUUGUUGUUGUUGUUGUUGUUGUUGUUGUAGUAGUAGUAGUAGUAGUAGUAGUACACACUUGUUUUUGUGUUGCUCUUUAGCUGAUCAGAUUCAGGUCGGAUAUUUUUUGCGACGAUUGCGUGGUUUUGCGUGAAAGAACCGAUUGAUUGAGCUUAAUUCUUUCGAAAUGGAAUCCAAAAUAAGACUACGGUGUAGAUGCGUUGCCAAAAAAAAAAA